Molecule: messenger RNA, 1410 nt
Organism: Aspergillus nomiae NRRL 13137
Lineage: Eukaryota; Fungi; Ascomycota; Eurotiomycetes; Eurotiales; Aspergillaceae
Product: putative MFS maltose transporter
Exons: 4
Coding region: 1-1410 (469 amino acids)
Biological process (GO): transmembrane transport; carbohydrate transport
Cellular component (GO): membrane
Molecular function (GO): carbohydrate:proton symporter activity
Source: RefSeq, a predicted model, not a curated record
AUGAAUGCUGACACAGAGAAACAGACCGCAGCGUCGGAGGUUGAGGCGCAGCCUACCUCCAACCCCGGGCCUGUUUACGAUGUCGACAAGAAGGUCGACUACGACAGAGUCGGCGCUCUGGAGGCUGAGCAGGUCGAACAUAAUAUGACUGUGCCCCAGGCUGUCAUGGCCUAUCCCGCUGCCAGCUGGUCCCAUUACCAGUUGGAUUGGAUAUCGAUGGGCAACUAUCGGCGGUCUCAUGGCCUUGAACGCCUUCAUCCUCAUCUUCUAUUUCGGCAACAGCAGGGGAUGUUUUUCGCGUCUCAGAUCAUGGAAGGCAUCCCGUGGGGCAUUUUUAUCGCUAAUGCACCCGCCUACUGUGCUGAGAUCGUGCCGAUGAGAUUGAGAGCUCCAGCGACGCAGAUGUUGCAGAUGUUCUGGGCGAUUGGGUCGAUCAUAGUCGGCGGGAUCACAUACCACUACCAAUCCAAGUCUGAUUCCUCAGCGUACAGGGUUCCCAUUGCACUCCAGUGGAUGUUCCCUACCCCCCUCGCUAUCCUACUCUUCAUUGCGCCUGAAUCCCCUUGGUGGCUCGUCCGAAAAGGCCGUCUGGCCGAGGCUGAGAAGGCUGUCAAACGACUUGGACGUGCGAGUGCAACUGAUAAUCCGGCUGCCGCAGUGGCAAUGAUGCGUCGCACGAUCGAACUCGAGGCAACCGAGAAGAAGCCCAGUCUCAUUGAACUGUGGAAGGGUACCGAUCUCUACCGCACAUUGAUUGUGUGUGGUGUGUAUGCAUCGCAGAACCUGACAGGCAAUCUGAUUGCAAACCAAGCGGUGUACUUUUUCAAACAGGCCGGCAUGGCAGACAACACCGCCUUUGCACUUGGUCUCAUCACUUCUGCCCUCCAGAUGAUCAUGGUCAUGCUCUCUUGGAUCCUCACCUCUUACCUGGGUCGACGCACCAUCUAUGUCUAUGGCCAAUUCAUCAAUUGUGCAUUCUUGGUCGCGCUCGGUAUCGCGGCUUCAGUUGGCAGUAGUACCGCGGCUAGCAAUGCGCAAGCAUCACUUGGCUUGAUCGUCUCCGUCCUGUUCUGCUUGGGACCCGCCCCUGCCUCAUGGGUCAUCAUCGGUGAGACAGCUUCCGUUCGUCUCAGGCCACUGACAACGGGUGUUGGACGAGGUGCCUACUACUUGGUCAAUAUUCCUUGCAUAUUCCUUUCCAGCUAUAUGCUCAACGAUGAUAAGUGGCACCUGGGUGGCAAGAGCGGCUACGUCUGGGCUGGCACCGCCUUUAUCUGCACCGCCAUGGCUUGGCUCUGGGUUCCAGAGAUGAAGAACAGGUCCUUCCGUGAGAUCGACAUUCUGUUCCGGCGUCAUGUCCCAGCUCGGAAAUGGAAGCAGACAGUCGUCGAUCUCCACGAUGAUGAGUAG